GACGCAAAGCUUAUCUCGUGAAGCUUUUCUCUGCUUCCUUCCUCUUCCCCUUUAUAUCCUCCCUUUAAUUUCCCUACCCUUCUGGCAUUCUUCAAAACACUCCCUCUUUCUAAUGCCCACCUUAACCACCACUACAACUUGAUCAAAUUCUUGUGAUUCUUUUUGGGGCGGGCUUCAUCCAUAUUUUUCCUUAUUUUGGGGGCUAGGCAGUCCCUCUUUUUGCAUGAUCCAUUUGUUUUUGUUCAUUGAGAAAGUAUGAGUAACACAAUGAUCCCAAGAGUGAAGGUCAUGGUUUAUUUGGUCUACGACCGGGGUUAAACUGGAUCCGACCCGUUCACAACUUUUUUGUGUGCCCUUUAUUAUUUUGUUCAUAAUACAAAGUAGAAGAAGAUUUCUCCUUGCAAUUAAAUUCAUGGAAGAGGGUGGUGUUGUGUGUGGUUUUUAAACCCAACAUCCAUAUACAUCUUCUCUUUCUUUAUUCAUUGUAAUUUCCAGUCAUCUUUGGAUGUGAUGAAGGAAAAGGGUAAGAAGGGCUUGAUAGUCAAAACCUGGGAGCGAUGCAAAUCAAUAGGCCGUGGCCGCAACUUGACUACUACUACUACUACUAUGGUGCCUGCUCUGACAAUCAAGAGCAGGUCCUGCCCGCAUAUCAACCUCGGGGUCCCCGAAAGGGAAGAGAAGCGCGCCAGCAGGCGCCAAGUCGCUCCCGAGGGCUGCUUCUCCGUCUACGUGGGACCCCAAAAGCAAAGGUUCGUGGUGAAAACCGAAUAUGCAAACCAUCCUCUCUUCAAGAUGCUACUUGAAGAAGCUGAGUCGGAAUUCGGGUACGACAGCCAAGGUCCUCUUGUGCUGCCUUGUAACGUUGAAGUGUUCUACAAGGUGCUGAUGGAAAUGGACGAUUGUGGUAACCCAAAGGUUCCUCAAGGGUGUGGCUUGGCUAAGCGUUAUGGCUCUUACCAUCUUCUUAGCCCGUCUCGGAUGGUUGCUAUAAAUCAGUUCUGAUUAUAAUGUGUAUUAAUGGUGUAGCUUGCUUGGGUUGUAUGUAUUUGCGUUUGCAAUAA
Prunus dulcis (almond) is the source of this 1061-nucleotide messenger RNA. Its product is annotated as auxin-responsive protein SAUR32-like. The transcript has a single exon. Gene Ontology annotation, biological process: response to auxin. Lineage: Eukaryota; Viridiplantae; Streptophyta; Magnoliopsida; Rosales; Rosaceae. The record is from RefSeq and is a predicted model, not a curated record. Bases 511 to 1002 code for a protein of 163 amino acids.